UUCGGAGCCAGCGCGUCCCUUGCAGCAUAACAAUAAACCAGAAGAUCUGGUAUCCGGAGAAAAAACCUAUAGAUCGCUUGGGAAUCAAGCAGCGACGUUCCGAUACGCACUUCCUGACCAUCUGUGACCCGGCGGCAGAAUGCCUUAUCAAAUCUCCGUACAGACGGCCUCCUGGUGCAAUCGCCAGUCGUGGACCAAGCUCGCGCGCAUCCCGACCUAAUGCUGCGAUAAAGAAAUAACGAAGAGAUGUGGACUAAAACAAUACGCAGUUCAGUGACAAAAUAAUGUGUGAUCCGUUACAAUGGGCGAUUUGCUUCCAAGUAUAGCCAAGAGCACUUUGGCCAGUGAUGUAGAACAGAACUGGAGUGUAGGGCUGGAUUCGUACAGCACUGAUGAGGAGUUGGCGGCAGUGGAACUUUUCAAGGACUACCCUGAUGGGCUGCUGCGGUUUGCGUCGGUAUGCUGUGUGCUGUUUAUGCUGGUCGGCAUUCCGGGGAACUUGAUCACCAUCGUUGCUCUUGCGCGUUGUAAAAAGGUACGCAAUGCAACGGCGGUGUUCAUAAUGAACCUGUCCUGCUCGGACUUGCUGUUCUGCUGCUUCAACCUGCCGCUUGCUGCUUCGACGUUCUGGCAACGCUCCUGGGCCCAUGGACGCACCCUGUGCAGAAUGUUUCCUCUCGCCAGAUAUGCUCUUGUAGCAGUAUCCCUGUUCACCGUACUCGCUAUCACUAUCAACAGAUACGUCAUGAUAUCACACCCGAGGCUUUAUCCUAAGCUAUACAAAAGACAAUAUUUGGCUAUUAUGGUAGCUAGCACGUGGGCGUUCUCAUUCGGAGCACUCAUCGCUACUUGGCUCGAAGAAUGGGGCCGCUUUGGUUUAGACCCUUCAAUAGGAUCCUGUUCUAUACUGCCAGACCGCAACAACCGUUCGCCGAAGGAAUUCCUAUUCGUUGGAGCAUUCAUGCUGCCUUGCCUAGCCAUAGUGAUAUGCUACGCUCGCAUAUUUUGCAUAGUAAGAGAAGCUGCUCGGAGAUCGCGGGCUCCAGAUCGUGUGAGACCCAGACCUGGUUUAGAGGACUCUGCCGUUGGUUCUGCAUCCACAGCGCUAGAACGAUCUCCAGGCCCGGAGAACGGAUAUAACAAUCAUAUAGCAGCACCUCCUCGAAAGAUCCUACUGGUCCCACCUACAUUGCAUUGUCCGCCUACCCCAGCCCCAGAGCGAUCGUCCUCAUCCGGCGUCGAUACGUUGGAUGGCCACGAUGACGAGUGCGCUCUCGAUGCAAAACCGAGGACUCCUUUAAGCGGCAAUACAACAAAGAGACUCCGACAAGCGGCGGUUGCACUCAGACGCUCACCAGCACCAGCUAGAUCUCCAAGAUUAACACCGAAAGAUAGGAAACUAUUGAAGAUGAUCAUGGCUAUCAUGAUUUCGUUCUGGGUGUGCUAUCUACCGAUAACAGUGACGAAGCUAUUCAGGGAGUUCACAUCGCAGCCGGCGCUGAAUAUAGCGGGAUACAUUCUCAUAUAUUUAACGACGUGCAUCAACCCCAUUAUCUAUGUAGUGAUGUCUAGUGAAUAUCGUCAGGCGUAUAAGAAUCUACUAAUGUGCAGGAGGAGAGCGUGACGAUCGCCCGGCGAAGGCGUUUCGGAAAAACGCCCGCCGUAACUAAAAUUCUAUGAAUACAGUAAGAUAAAUAAAAAGUGACAUUUACGCAUAUUCAUAAUCGAGCAAAGGUUAGGUUCUGGUGAACCGAACAUUGAACCUAUUUAUUUCCUAAAAUGUAUUACUCAUUUGUAUGAAUGUAAUUUAUAUGUAUGAAUGUCAAUGUUUUGUACAUAAAAUACGAUAAAAUAGCGAGCCGUCCGUGAUUGUGCUAUACGAAAGAUGUGAGAGUAAAUUGAUAAGUAACAAAAAAAGCAAACAAUGAACCCCAAUAAAUAUUUGAUAAUAAUAUGUAAUUGUUAAAUAACGUUUAUCAAACUUUACGAAAUAGGUGAUUAUAAGUAAUGGAACAUCAUUUCGAAACAACUUAUCAUCGCAUCGAUAACGAAAUUGUUGUGUACAUAGUUACUAAUAACUUUGUAAUUUAUAUAUUAUGUCAGUUCAAAGUAGGUACGAAACUAACUAUGAAAAUAUACUACAAUUUAUAUAAUCUAAACGAUGUAGCUGUACAGCUUUGUACAAUGUUAAAUGUUUACCACAUUCCUGAAUAUUACUUAUCCUUGUAUUUAUAUAAAUGUAGUAAUUACCGUUGCAUUAAUUAUUGUAUCAUGUUAAACAAUAAUCUGAAU
Molecule: messenger RNA, 2292 nt
Organism: Pararge aegeria (speckled wood butterfly)
Lineage: Eukaryota; Metazoa; Arthropoda; Insecta; Lepidoptera; Nymphalidae
Product: G-protein coupled receptor moody
Exons: 5
Coding region: 302-1624 (440 amino acids)
Biological process (GO): G protein-coupled receptor signaling pathway
Cellular component (GO): membrane
Molecular function (GO): G protein-coupled receptor activity
Source: RefSeq, a predicted model, not a curated record